Molecule: messenger RNA, 1530 nt
Organism: Marchantia polymorpha subsp. ruderalis
Lineage: Eukaryota; Viridiplantae; Streptophyta; Marchantiopsida; Marchantiales; Marchantiaceae
Source: the annotation of a GenBank genome assembly
GCUGCUGCUCACUGCUCUCACGUUUCAAAGAUUCCGCCCUCCCUCUCCCCUUACGCUCGGCGACUGCACAUGCCAUGUUUGCGUUUGGCACCGAAGCUCGCAGUCCCACAUGGAGCGAACUCGCGCAGCGCUUUGCAUCAAAAGGAUCGAUCUGCGCUCACGCGAUGCCAUUACGCACUCGCCUCACCCCUGUGUCACGAUUUUCUACACCAAUUGGUGAUGCCAUGGGUGGGUGCUCGUAGCGCUUCCCUUGCUCUCGUCCCAACUAAGUGCCGCUCGGAUGUUGCACACGGGGCCUCUUGUCUUCCUCGACAAUAGUUCGGCGGCUCCUGAAAUUACCGCAUUCCCUCCGCCAUUCGGAUAACGGCAUCCCAAUGCCCACCAGAGAAAACGGAGCACGAUUCGCUCCGUAAUAACGUGGUGAGCCCUCCUCUGACGUUGCACAUUUACCGUCAAUUAUCCGGGCGAGAGAAUGAAGUCGUGCAUGCCUUCCACUUCCUCACCUCACCAUUGGCACAUUGGCACAUUGGCCCAUCUCUGAAUCAGUUCAGGUCCCACCACGAACUCUGUCUCUUUGUGGCCCAUUGGCAAUUUCCGGUUGCUUCUAGUGUGAUAUGGAUCUGAGGCGCAGACAGGAUCGAGUUCGUGAUUCAACUUGCAGUUCGAGUUUCUUUCUUUCGUCUCGUUUCGCUCCCUUUCCCUUUCACAGGAUGAUAUAACUCAGGAGAUGGACAUCCCUGAAGGGUUCCAUGUGCCAUUCCCGGGGAGGUGGGUUCCAUGUUGAUCUUUUCUCGUGCGUUCACACCAAAAUUUCUCGAAGAAUGAGAACCUCAUGCACAGCGUCAACGCCGAAUGAACGUAACUGUAAUUGAUGAUGCCGAAAGACCGAUCCACCGUAAUUCUGAUGUACAGCAGCCAAUGAAGCCCAUCCAAUUCAGGAGAAUCCAACGUCUGAUACCUUGGCAUAAUUAUGUAGGAAUCAAAUUCUUCGGCGGAGUUUGUUGUGGGACGUGACCUUAGCGAUUGUGACGAAGUGAGUGGAGAGUCAAAGAGCACUAUGCAGAUGAGGGCCUCAAAUCCGGCAAAGCUUCGGACGUGUGAACCGUCGUCGCUUGGGUGGUGGCGAGCAAAUUCAGGUUCAUCGUCAACUCUCACGCAAAAUGCUGCAGAAAUCAUGGGAGCUUGUAAGUGAUCACCAUGAUACUGUUCCAGGCAGCGGCGCAUGGAAUCCGAUAAGCUUUGGACUUUCCUCCUGAGACUCCCCCAUAUACGCCUCUGCAAGCAAUUGCAUCCUACGACUUCACUGCCUCGAAUGUUCCUCAAGCGUCAGGGCGCGGUUCAGAUGUUCACGACAUCGAGAUAGAUCACGUUUAGACCACCCACCUUAAAUCUAUUCUUCCCAUUUUGUUUGGAUCUUCCAAAUGUUUCGUAGAUUCUGUGCAUUGAGAAGGUUUUUCUUGUCUUGAUGGUGGAUUCGUUCAGAUCCUCUACAAACUCUGUACAAACUAGCACAAACUAGAAUCAACUGCU